GGUCUUGUUAACUUCCGGUGGCAGGUGUGGGUCCGGUUUCCGACCCACAGAGGGCAGCCGCGAGACUUUCAAUCUUUUAACACGACUGACCCGCGCAACUCGCGUGAGACAAGCGAAAGCGUUAAGUCGACAAACAUCUGAGGCACAAUGAGUGUUGACGUGAAGAAACUGAAAGUCAACGAACUGAAAGAGGAGCUCCAGCGCCGCGGCCUGGACACCAAAGGCCGGAAGCCGGACCUGGUGGAGAGGCUGAUAGCCGCUCAGGAGGCUGACGCGCAGGGUGAUGCCUUAGACCAGGUGGAGCAGGAAGAUGGAUUCCCAGAGGACCUCCAAGAAAAUGCAGAUGAUGGUGAUGGAGAGGAUGAACAAGAGCAGCAUGCCGAAGUAGCUGAGGACUUUGGUGUGGGAGACAAUGAUAGCGCUGAAGUUGAAGGCGAUGACGUUGAAGGCAAUGACGUUGAAGGCGAUGAAGGGGAUGGUGGUGAAGCUGAAGGCGGUGAAGCUGAAGGCGGUGAAGGUGAUGACGAUGAAGGCGAUGGCGGCGAAGGCGAUAAUGCUGAUGUUGAAGACGGUGGUGUUGGUGGUGGUGGAAUUGUUGCCCCACAAGAAGAUGAUGAAGGUCGAGAUUCAGGUGGUUACUAUGAGGACGAGGAGGCAGAUGGCGAGCCGUAUGAGAGUCGUCCUCCCCCUUCAGACUCGGGUCACAGCAUGCCUGGUGUCUCAGUAGAUUUCAACACACACAAAUCAAACGUGUCAGAGGACGAGACCAAGUCUGUGUUGGAGCCUGUGGAGCCAGCGGAGAAAGAGGAGAACAAACUAGAAGUUAAAGUGGAGGUCAAAAUGGAAGACGACCCUGGAGCCGAUGAGGACACACAGCAGGAUAGUCAUGGGACAGAGAAUCAGGGUAGCCAAGAUGGCGAACGUCAGGCCGAGGAAAUCAAAGUGGAAGCCGAUAGAAGUGGACACCACAGCCGCAAGAGACCAUAUGAGGAGAGCAGGAGCUACAACUACUAUGAGCACCGCGAGGAGAAGAGAUCCCGCACACCACAGCCCCCGGCUGAAGAUGAGGAAGAAAACAUAGAUGACACUCUGGUUACAAUCGAUACCUACAACUGUGAUCUGCACUUCAAAGUGUCACGAGAUCGCUACAGUGGUUACCCACUGACCAUCGAAGGCUUUGCCUACCUGUGGGCUGGAGCCAGAGCCACACAUGGCGUCACAAAGGGCCGUGUGUUUUAUGAGAUGAAGAUCAACGAGGAGAUUCCAGUAAAGCAUCUGCCCGGUAGUGAGCCCGACCCCCACGUUGUCCGAAUUGGAUGGUCUCUCAACCACUGCAGCACUCAGCUGGGCGAGGAAGCCUUUUCCUUUGGAUACGGAGGAACAGGAAAGAAAUCCGCUGAUUGUAAGUUUGCAGACUUUGGAGAGAAGUUUGGUGAAAACGACGUCAUCGGCUGUUACAUUGACUUUGACAGUGGUGAUGAGGUGGAGCUGGGCUUCACCAAGAAUGGAGUGUCACUGGGCGUGGCUUUCCGCACCACCAAGGAGGAGCUGGCAGGCCGAGCUCUGUUUCCUCACGUCCUGGUCAAGAACUGCGCCGUUGAGUUCAACUUUGGGCAGAGGGCGCAGCCGUACUUCGCCCCACCAGAGGGAUACACCUUCAUCCACGAUCUUGGCAUGGAGGACAAGAUCAGAGGCACAAAGGGACCGGCCGUGAAAUCUGAUUGCGAGAUCUUGAUGAUGGUUGGUCUGCCAGCCUGCGGAAAGACCACUUGGGCCAUAAAGUAUGCAGAGACUAACCCUGAGAAGAAGUACAACAUCCUGGGCACAAACGCCAUCAUGGACAAGAUGAAGGUCAUGGGAUUGCGGCGCCAGAAAAACUACUCUGGCCGCUGGGAUGUUCUGAUCCAGCAGGCCACCCAGUGUCUGAACCGGCUGAUCGAGAUUGCGGCCCGCAAGAGACGCAACUACAUCCUAGAUCAGACAAAUGUAUAUGGAUCAGCAAGGAGACGAAAAAUGCGUCCUUUUGAAGGUUUUCAACGCAAGGCUAUUGUAAUUUGUCCCACGGACGAGGAUUUAAAAGAACGAACAUUAAAGCAAACCAAUGAGCAGGGGAAGGAUGUGCCCGAUCAUGCUGUUUUAGAAAUGAAAGCCAACUUUACUCUCCCUGAGACUUGUGACUUCCUGGAGGGGGUGACGUUCGCUGAGCUGCAGCAAGACGAGGCCGAAACUCUGCUGAAGCAGUACAAUGAGGAGGGCCGCAAGGCCGGCCCGCCCCCGGACAAACGCUAUGACAACCGGCAGGGCGGGUUCCGUGGCCGCGGCGGCGGUAGCUUCCAGCGCUAUGACAACCGCGAAGGAUCCCGCGGCGGCUACCAGAACCGCAGCGGUGAUGGAGGCGGUGGGUACAGAGGAGCGGGCUACAAUCGUGGCAGCUACAACCAGAACCGCUGGGGCGGCAGCAGCAGCUACCGUGACGGAGGCUCUGACUCACGCGGCAGCUAUAACCGCAGCCAGCCGUCAGGAGGAAGCUACAAUCGCCCGGCCUCUUACAACAAGGGAGCAUACAGCCAGGGCUACAGCCAGAGCUACGGUCAAGGCUACAACCCGAGCAGCUACAACCAGAGUUACUACGGCAGCUACAGUCAGUACCCCGGAUACAGCCAAAGCUACAGCCAGACACCGACCACUGCACAGACGUACAACCACCACCAGCAACAACCGCAGCAGCAGCAGCCGCAGCAGCAGCCGCAACAACAACCGCAGCAGCAGCAGCCGCCACAGCAGCAGCCACAACAGCAGAGCUACAACCAGCAAUAUCAGCAGUAUGCUCAGCAGUGGCAGCAGUACUACCAGAACCAGAACCAGUGGAACCAGUAUUACAGCCAGUACGGCGGCUACCCUGGACAGGGCAGCCAAGGCUCAUCUGGUUCCCAGUAGCUUCGGUCUGCAUCUCUCUACCUGUGUCCUAAACUGACCUCUGCAGCAAAAGGAUUUUUGUACAGUGUCAAUAAGCCCCUGACCAUAACCGUCUGUCUGUUUCAACACCGUAGCCUUCAUUCCCAACAAUCAAUGUACACACAAACUGACAACAGUUUGCUGUAGUUCCUUUUGUUUCGGUUUUAUCUGAAUGAACUCUUACUUUACACCGUGACGGUGAGAUGGUAGAUGAUAGGUAUCAAAACAUCUAAUGAAUGUUAUCUAUCAUGCAUUUAAUGUGGGCGUCUGUUGAGCUGCAAAAUCCACAUUUCCUACAGAGUUAAAGAGGUUGUUGUAUAUUUCUAGGAUGCGAUGGUGUGAAAGCGUGACGGGCCGUGCGAAAUACAGGAAGGCCUAAAUGAAUCUGCAGUUUUGAGAAGCUUAACAAAGAACAAAACGCAUGCUUUUUACCCUCACAGCCCUUUUCUAUGUCUUCGCUCUUUAUUUUUCCGUUUCCGAGUGAGCACAUUUUAUUUACUCCUAAUAGACUUCAAACAUUAUGGAACAUUUUUUAUAGGUGUGGCUACUGUAGUAUUUAAGUGUUUAAUUCAGUCUUUGAUCCAAUAUUUUGCCACUCAAGUAGUUUGUAUGUGCAGUUUUUUUUUUUUUACCCCUUUGUGAUUGCUGUUCACUAAGUAGUUAAAUCCAGUUGACAAACUCCAUUUUUUUUUCUACCUGAAAAUGAAAACCUGAUAAUGACCCGUUACCCGAGCUGUCUUGUCUUUAUACAAUAAAUGCAAUUGUAUACGCCUGA
Pungitius pungitius (ninespine stickleback) is the source of this 3730-nucleotide messenger RNA. It is a transcript of the gene hnrnpul1, whose product is annotated as heterogeneous nuclear ribonucleoprotein U-like 1. The transcript has 16 exons. The coding region runs from base 148 to 2937 and encodes 929 amino acids. Gene Ontology annotation, molecular function: protein binding; RNA binding. The record is from RefSeq and is a predicted model, not a curated record. Gene Ontology annotation, cellular component: nucleoplasm. NCBI's taxonomy places the organism in Eukaryota, Metazoa, Chordata, Actinopteri, Perciformes, Gasterosteidae.